Molecule: messenger RNA, 2962 nt
Organism: Orbicella faveolata
Lineage: Eukaryota; Metazoa; Cnidaria; Anthozoa; Scleractinia; Merulinidae
Product: sacsin-like
Molecular function (GO): Hsp70 protein binding
Source: RefSeq, a predicted model, not a curated record
GAGCCCGAUUGCUCGGAACUUCUUCCUCGAAAGCAGAGAAUCAGUGAAGUGAAAAGAUGAAAGGGAGCGGCGUCACAUCCGCGAUCUUCCGCGUCACUACGAUGGGCUACUGAACAUGCAGUGGAGACAGAUGUACAUGAACAUACAGAACUCACGAAGAAGCUGAUCUUCGGCGAAGGAGGAGUCAUCUGCUGAAAGGAAGCUCUGUAGUGCGCAUAAUGGCGUGCCAAGAAAGUACAGCAACUGACGAGCAGCAGAGAGAUUCGAGGCGUAUCGAUGUUAUGUUUCUCUGCGACGAGUGGAAGUCUUCCAAGGGUGGACUGUCCACUUUCAACAGAGAAUUUGCUGUGAAUUUGGCAAAAACAACAAGCGACAGCAUCAAAGUUCACUGCUACGUCGCCCAAAGUGACGAACUGAGUAGAGCAGAUGCCAGAGAGCAUGGCGUGCAUUUGAUUACUGCUCGUAGUAUUCCUGGAUCGUCUGAUCCAUCAGAUUGGCUGAAAAUUCCACCGCCGGAGCUACCGAAUCCUGACAUUGUUGUGGGCCACGGAAGAAAGUUUGGUACCCCUGCCUAUUUUAUUGUCCAAACUACAAAGUGCAGGUGGGUGCAUUUUGUCCAUGUGUUUUGUGAAGAUCUCGGAAAGUUCAAAACAACCCAGAGUGCUGCAGUGGAUACAAUCGAAGAGAAUGAGAAGAAACAUAAAAGUGAAAUUGAGCUGUGCAAAGCAGCAGAUAUGGUUGUCGCAGUUGGAUCACGGCUACAAAAGAAGUACAGCAGAAGUCUUCCAYAUGUUAAGGUGGAGAUCAUCACUCCUGGGAUUUUGCAAAAGUUUUCCAACGAYUCAUCACUGCCGGUCAAAGAUAGAUCAGUGGUAAAGAAUUUCAAGGUCUUUAUGUUUGGUCGGGCAAGCUUUGAAGAUCUCACACUCAAAGGUUAUGACAUUGUUGCAAAUGCCAUAGGAUCCCUUGACAAGAUGUUUGAGCUGACAUUUGUUGGCUCAUCUCCUAAUGAACACAGAAAAAUAGAACAAUGGUUUCUUGACAACACAGACAUAAGCCGCAUCCAAUUAACAAUCCGUAGUUAUUGCAAUGAUCAAGCUGAACUUAAGAUGAUGUUUCAUGAGUCAGAUAUGAUUGCUCUGCCUUCACGCACCAAAGGGUUUGGAUUGGUUGCCCUGGAAGCUAUUUCUGCUGGUAUACCUGUUCUUGUUGCAAGUGAAUCUGGAAUAGCUGAAGCUUUACAUGAAGUAGAUGGAGGGCGAUCUUUCAUUGUUAAAUCAGAUGAUCCUGAAGUGUGGGCACGAAGGAUCCAACAGCUGUCCAGCCAAAGUCCAGAAGAGAGAGAAAACUGUGCCAAGCUGCUCAGACACAACUACAAUAAAACUUACCCUUGGAGCAGUGAAUGUGAGAGAUUCAAAAGGAUGAUUCAAGAUUUAGCCGAAAGCUCAAAUGAUUUGAAAUUAAGGAUUGAUGUGGAAACAAUGAAACCUGUUAAACACAACAUGCAGGAUAGAGCUCGUGUUUCAGCAGUAGAAUCAGAAGGAUCUCACAUUGGUGGGUACCAGAAGGUAUCUGUAGUACCUGUGUCAUCGGAACCAGCCCAGUCUUCAUGUACAGGUGCUGAAGCUCCCCAAGCACCCAUGAGACCCAUUCCUACAGAAGGAGAAGUCUUGCGUUUAAUUGCUGCUAACUAUCUGCAGGCUACACCACUAAGAGGUAAGCAGGACCAAGAAGACUUUUUGGCUUACAUGAAAGAAAUGCAGGUCAUUAUCAAAGGUGUUGGUGUAGGAAGUUUGCUGAUAACAGUGAAGUGCAAUUCACUCUUGAUCCUGGAGAGUCUGUGGGAAGAUUAUUCGUCGGGUCAUCUUAGUGAAGUGGUUCAAAGGUGUUUUGUUACAGAAGGGAUCUUAACAGAAUUGAGACUUGCAGAGUUGAAAUUGAAAACAACAAUCUCAGAAGAGGAGUAUAAAGUGUGCAAAGAAUAUUUUGAGAAAGAUUCAGCACAAGAUGAAUGUCCUGUACCUGUGGAAAAAUCAACUCAUUUUCUUGAUGAGAAGAUUUUAGCUGAAAGAGAUGAUGAAGAUGAUUCACUAAAAGAAACAGAUGACAAAGAUGAUUCAGUAUCAGAUAAUGAAGAUCAACGUGGAAAUGUCGCUGUACCUGUGGAACAACCAGUCCAUGUGCAUUUCAUUGAUGAAUUCAAGGAGAGGUUAGCUCAAAGGGAUGGAGAAGAUGAUUCAGGAACAGGAACAGUUGAGGAAAAACUGAAAACUGGAACUGAUGAAGGUCCUUCAGUAUCAGAUGAUAAAGGUCAACUGGGAAGUCUAGCUGUACCUGUGUCAAAACCAACCCUUUUCAUUACAGGAGAGAUUUUAACAGAAGCAGAUGAUUUUUCUGAUUCAGGUAUUUCAUCUGCUUCAUCGUCUCUCAGUCUUACAGACUCGGAUUGCUCUACCACAGAAGAUCCACGAAUUGGAAUUUUGAAAGGCAGGGUGCAUCAGAUAGCUAAAGCGGGAUUGGAGAUGUUUGAUGUCAGCUCACCUAAAGAACUGCAAGAUUAUCUCACCUACUUAACUCACAAGAUGGACAGUGCAGGGCUUCUAAGAACCAGAGGCCGUGUUUCAGACAAGCCACUUUCCACCUGGGAACAUGAUGCGUCAAAGGAAGGAGCCCGUAAGAGUACAGCUCCAGAGGAGCAGCCAUACACUGAAGAAGGAAAGACUCGACCAGAAGGUGGCACAACUGGAGAUGAGCAUACAGCCUCAAGCAUGGGCAGUGAACUCCAAGGAGAUGAAAAAUGGUCUAGAAGUGCUGCAAUGCAAAAGACUUCAAAGCCAGGUACAGUUGUCUUCUACUGAUAUAACACUAUACUGGGUAAUUGUAUGUACUACGUGAUGUUUCUUGAAAUCGUUGUUUAUGUUGUUUCUUUAAAAAUUUUUAUAUGACUGAGAAAAGUACUAAC